AUGGCGACACCAUGGAACAAUGUAUAUCAUCUUCGCACCGUCGCGGAGACAUCUUCCAAAGCCUGUUAUGUGUGCCACAAGCCUUCCACAAAAGUGCUCAUAACACCGGAUAACAAGGAUUUCUUCUACACCUGUGUCUCCCACCUCAGUGACAAAGGCUUCGCCUCGCCCAUAAUCGACCAGGAGGCCGAAGCUGCCAAGAAGAAAAAAGAACAGAUGGACCGAGAAAUCGAGAAGAUCAAACAAGAAUACGAAGAAAAGCAACGCAAAAAGAAGGCCACCAAGAGCAACGACAAGGACAAGAAAAAGGAUUCUAACGACGACGAUGGCAAGGCCGAGAAGGAAAGGGAUGACAAGAUCAAAGCCGUCCAGGCGGGCGCCAACUCCAGUGACCAAACCGGCGCAAUACCGCGGGUGUACGCACUGCACAGGACAUUCUACCAGAUGAGACUCGAGCGAGCCCGAAGCUUGGAACAGGCGAAAAGAGCGCAGCAGCGCAUGCGGGAUCCAAACCUCUUUCCUGCAGCGCCUAAAGGAGACAUUGUGUGA
This is a messenger RNA of Exophiala dermatitidis NIH/UT8656, 549 nucleotides long. RefSeq lists its product as uncharacterized. Bases 1 to 549 code for a protein of 182 amino acids. The record is from RefSeq and is a predicted model, not a curated record. Lineage: Eukaryota; Fungi; Ascomycota; Eurotiomycetes; Chaetothyriales; Herpotrichiellaceae. Gene Ontology annotation, biological process: vacuolar transport. Gene Ontology annotation, cellular component: endosome. The transcript has 4 exons.